AUGUCCAACAACAGGAGUGAUAAUCAUCAGACGGUCCCGCUUUCGGUGCUGCUGAAGCGAGAAUUGGCCAAUGAGAAGAUUGAGAGGCCCGAGAUUAUAUAUGGUCAGGCUAGUCAGAGCAAGAAAGGGGAGGAUUUCACUAUGGUGAAGACGGAUUGUCAAAGAGUUGUGGGGGAUGGAGUUUCUACCUAUUCAGUUUUUGCGCUAUUUGAUGGGCAUAACGGGUCUGCAGCCGCUAUAUACUCCAAGGAAAAUCUUCUGAGCAAUAUUUUAGCUGCUAUUCCUUCAGAUCUUAACAGAGAUGAAUGGAUUGCAGCUUUGCCAAGGUCAUUGGUAGCAGGCUUUGUCAAGACAGACAAAGAGUUCCAAGAGAAAGCUCAAACGUCAGGAACCACUGUCACCUUUGUAAUUAUAGAGGGAUGGGUAAUAUCUGUUGCAUCCGUUGGUGAUUCUCGUUGCAUUGUUGAACCUGCCGAAGGUGGAGUUUAUUAUUUAUCAGCAGAUCAUAGGCUUGAAUGCAGCGAGGACGAGAGACUGCGUAUCACUUCAAGUGGUGGUGAGGUUGGUAGGCUUAAUACUGGCGGCGGGGCAGAGAUUGGUCCAUUGAGGUGUUGGCCUGGUGGCUUGUGCCUUUCGAGAUCCAUUGGUGAUAUGGAUGUGGGAGAGUUCAUUGUUCCUGUUCCUUAUGUAAAGCAAAUGAAGUUGUCUACUGCUGGUGGUAGGCUGAUCAUAUCAAGUGAUGGUGUAUGGGAUGCUCUGUCUGCAGAAGAAGCUCUUGACUGUUGUCGUGGGAUGCCUCCAGAUGCUGCAGCUGCCCAAAUAGUCAAGGAUGCUGUUGGGGCAAAGGGACUGCGGGAUGAUACAACCUGUAUUGUGAUUGACAUUUUACCACAGGAGAAGCCAGCAGCUCCAUUGGCGCAACCAAAGAGGCAAGGAGGAAAAGGAGUUUUUAAGUCCAUGUUUAAGAAAAAGCCUUGUGAAUCAUCUUCUAGUGUUGAACAAGAAUAUAUUGAACCAGACACGGUGGAGGAAAUAUAUGAGGAAGGUUCUGCUUCUCUUUCCGAAAGGUUAGAUUCAAAGUACCCACUCUGCAACAUGUUUAAGCUCUUUAUGUGUGCUGUUUGUCAAGUUGAAAUCAAACCAGGAGAGGGUAUUUCAAUACAUUCCGGCUCAACCUCUAACCCAGAAAAAUUGCGACCUUGGGAUGGCCCCUUCCUUUGCACUAGUUGUCAAGAGAAGAGAGAGGCUAUGGAAGGGAAAAGACCAUCAGGAAAUCGACGUGACAGCGAUAGUGAUUAGCCAACCGUCUUCACCUUUAUUUGCAGUUUGAGAGCACUAACAAUUACUUGGAAGUUGUUCAUGAGUAGGAACGUGGUGCUUCUCUUGAUACUAGUUCCCUUCAACUUCUCAUGGGAAUUUACACAGCAAGAUCGAUUUGGGCACCCAACUUAGGAACCUAUGUGGACCUCUCUCAUUUUUUAAUGUUUCAAGUCAGAAGAUUCCAGUUAGAGCUUUCUUUAAGAUCUGUUUUCUGACUUCAGAGUGACGUAAACAGUGACUGCUUUCCCUUAUAAUGGGUUGUGAAGAGGCUGGAUGAACUUGCUUGUUCAUGACAAUGCGUUGGAGGUAAAUUUUUUCUCUGGAUUGAUACCCUUCUAUUUUACAGAGCUAACAAUGCAUGACAGCAAGCUUCAGUGUAAUAUUAUAAUAUAGGUGAAAUUGAUGAGACCCAAGACAGAUUCAUUACACAUUAGGAAAAAAAUUCCCUCUUUUGUCAGCUUUACUGUAUGAAUUUGUUCUAGUAGUUAUCCUUCCUGCACAAUUAGGGAAGAUAACUCUUUAAUAGAAAGAUUGACAUUUAUUUUUAAUUCUAUUUAUUUUCCUUUUCUUUAUUUGGAUGUCUUUUUUCUCUUUUGUGAGAAUCUAGUACUUCAGUUCCCUUGCUGCAGAGUUGACUGAUUUAUCUAUUUGCUACAAUUAUUCAUGCCACUCAUAAUGAAAUGUAAAAUGGUUGCUGUAGUUGUAAGUUUUAAAUGAAAGAAAAGGGU
Fragaria vesca subsp. vesca is the source of this 2048-nucleotide messenger RNA. Its product is annotated as probable protein phosphatase 2C 12-like. Gene Ontology annotation, biological process: protein dephosphorylation. Gene Ontology annotation, molecular function: protein serine/threonine phosphatase activity. The transcript has 9 exons. NCBI's taxonomy places the organism in Eukaryota, Viridiplantae, Streptophyta, Magnoliopsida, Rosales, Rosaceae. The record is from RefSeq and is a predicted model, not a curated record. Bases 1 to 1299 code for a protein of 432 amino acids.